AUGAAAGUCACUUCCAAAGAAAAUAUCCUUUUGAAGUAUAAAGAGAAAGAUGAAUUCAUUUAUCGUCAGCUACAAAAUAUAUUGACUUCUCAACCCUUUAACAAAAUUCUAGAAUAUGAAAAUGGAGAUAUUUACAUAGGCACAUCAAGAAAUAAAAAAAGAAAUGGAUUUGGAUACUACCUAUAUGUUAACAUGAAAACCAUAUAUCAAGGACAAUGGAACGAUAAUACCAAAAAUGGAUAUGGGACAUUAUAUAAUCAAAAGGAAGUUAUAUACUCAGGUGAAUGGUUAAAUAACAUUCCUCAUGGUUUCGGUUGUAAUCACAAAGAUGGGAAAUUAUAUAUGGGUUGUUAUAAAUAUGGAUUUAUGAACGGUGUAGGUAUAUUAAGAAAAAAGAGGAGUUUGAAUUUUUGUUUGUUUGAAUGGAAUAAGAAAAAGUGUAUGAUAAGAAUUUUUAAAUAUAUGGAUAUAUAUUUAUAUAUAUAUAAUAAUGAUGAGCAAAUAUUAUAUCAAGAAAAAAUGGAUGCUAUAUUUCCAUUUUAUAUUGAUAAAAAUAUAUGUAAAAAUAUACAUGAACAGGUAUUCGAUAAAUUAUUUGGAAUGUCUGAUAAAUUGAUGAGUCAUCUUUUGGAAUCCAUGUAUAAGAAAAAUAACAAGAUUAAUGAAUGUGUGAAUACUCAAGGGGUAUUAAAAAAAUAUAUUAAUUAUGAUGACCAUUUGAAUUUUCUAAAAGAGAUAAUAAAUAAAACGGAUAUAUUCAAUUUAAGAAUUGAUGAUAAUAAUAUAAAAGAUGAUAAUAAUAUAAAAGAUGAUAAUAAUAUAAAAGAUGAUAAUAAUAUAAAAAAUGAUAAUAAUAAUAAUAAUAAUAAUAUAAAUGAUGAUGAUAAUAAUUAUGAUGAUAACCAUGAAUUUCAUUUUUUUAAUAAAUCCUCAAAAAAUAAAAGUAAUAUGAACAAAAGACAGCAUGAUAAAAACAACACACAAUCGGAUUCUUCUUCUUGUUAUAAGGGAACCAACAAUUUUAGUAAUAUGUCCUAUUCAAAAGAAACCUUAUAUCCACAUGAUAUAAUUAAAAGUAAAAGAUUGUUCAAUGAGAAGUUUUUAUUUUAUCAUACAGAUUCUUGUAACAGUGACUUCUGUACACAAACCGAUGACGAAAGUGACAGUAUUAUGAAUAAACAUGAAAUUAAAAAAAUAAAAAAAAUGAAAAAUAUAAUAAAAAUUAAACUACCAACAAAUGUUGGGAAAGAAGAAAUAAUAAAAGAAGCGAAUUACGAUGGAUUUGAAAAUUAUGAACAAUAUAAAAAUUAUGAAAUAAAUCAAAAAACUCAAAAUGAUAUAUUACGUUUUGAAAUGUAUCAACAAUUAGCCCAGUUAAAAAUAAAUAGGAAGAAAAAAAAAGAAAAGAAAAGAAAAAAAGAAGAAUAUUAUAAAUUAUUUAUUUCGCAUUAUAAUAUAAACUCAUCCACUUCUAACAAUUUACAAUUAGUAAAUCAAAAAACAGAACAUAAUAAUAAUAAUAAUAAUAAUAAUAAUAAUAAUAACGUCAUAAUAAAUUAUGGUGUGUAUUCCAAAGCUAGUUUGUUCUUUUAUGAAAAUUUAUUUAUUUAUUUAAAAGAAUUAAAUAAAAAAAAAAAAAUAGAAAAUAUUUAUCAAUGGGAAAGAUACCAUAUUUUAAUUUUAUUGUAUUUAUUUAAAUUAAAUAGAUAUAUAGAAUCUUUUUCGUCUAACAAAAUUAAAGGGAUUCAUUUUUUUUUUAUUUUAAAUAGUAAGGUUUUAAAAGAAUUAGGAAUAAACAAUAAAGAACACAUAUUUUUUCUUAUGAAUAUAAUUAAUACGUUUAAUAGUAUUCAUAAUAUGUAUUUACAAGUAUUAAAUCAAGAGAAGCUUAUACACAAUGAUUACAAGUCUUCAUGUGUAUACCAUUCUAUAAAUAAAAAGGAAGUUUUUAUAAUAAAAAAAUGUGAUAAGAGUAUACCCCCAAAUUUUUUUUUAUGUUAUUAUAAAAAUUCGCGUGUAUAUUUGAAAGGAUUUACACAUAAAAAGGAAAAAUAUAUAUAUAAACAAAAUGAAGAAAAUGAACAGGAUAAACAAAAUGAACAGGAUAAACAAAAUGAGCAGGAUAUACAAAAUGUACAGGAUAUACAAAAUGUACAGGAUAUACAAAAUGUACAAGAUAUACAAAAUGAACAGGAUAAAAAAAAUGUACAGGAUAUACAAAAUGAACAGGAUAUACAAAAUGAACAGGAUAUACAAAAUGAACAGGAUAUACAAAAUGUACAGGAUAAACAAAAUGUACAAAAAAAAUUACUAAAUAUAAAUGUUACAUGGGAAAAGGGUAUUGAAAAAAAAGUUGAUGAGAAUGUGCAACCAACAUAUAUAAAUGAUGAAUGUAAAAAUGAGGUACCUGAUGAUAAUACAGAUAUAAAUAUUUGUAUACAUGUACAAAAUAACAAUGAUUAUAAUAACCUUAAUUAUAAUAAAAAUAAUAGUACAGACUCAAAAAAGAUUUUACCAAGUUUUAAAAACAAUCUACUCAAUGCUGCUAAAAAGUUAUUAUAUAAUGAAUCAAUAAAUGAAACAUUGUUUAAUAAUCUGAAAAGUAUAAAAAAUAAUUUCCUCAAGUUAGAAGAGGAACAAGAUGAAUAUAAAUCUGAUGAACAAACCUUAGGAAACUUUGAAAAUAUGACAAAUAAGUCUUUAUCAUAUCAAGACAAAAAAAAAAAGAUAAUUGAACAGAAUAAAAUAUAUUCUCCAGAAGAUAACACAAAGACAGAAAUUAAUUAUAAAAAUGAUUGUGUGAUUAAUAAUGUAAAGGAAUAUAAAAAAAUGAAUAAGAAGAAAGGUGAAAAAAAAAAACAUAUAUAUAAUAAUCCUAUCAAAUAUAAAAAGACAUAUAAUAAUAAAACAUAUAAUAAUAAAACAUAUAAUAAUAAAACAUAUAAUAAUAAAACAUACAAUAAUAAAACAUAUAAUAAUAAAACAUACAAUAAUAAAACAUAUAAUAAUAAAACAUAUAAUAUAAUUAAUAAGUCAAUAAGAAAAAUUGAAUAUAUAAAAGAAUAUUUAAUAGUAUCUAAUUUAAGACAUCCAAAUAUCUUACAAUGUAUAGGAAAUAUAUUCGUUGAUGACAAGGAGGAUUGUGGCAUUGUUUUUGAAUAUAUAAAAGGGAAAACUUUAUAUGAUUUUAUAUAUAAAAAGGGAUAUAAUAAAAAUGAAGUAAAUGAUAAAAAGGUUAAAAAUGAUGAUAAUAAUAAUAAGAAUGACCAUAAAAAUAACCACAACAAUAACCACAACAAUAACAAUCAUGAUAAUGUUAGCCGUAGGAACAAUAUGCAUAAUAAUACGCUUAGGUAUAAAGAAAUCGUAAAAUUAUUCUUCGAAAUUUCGUCCUGCUUAUAUUAUAUACAUAAAAAAAAUGUGUGUCAUGGAAAUAUUAAUAGUAAAAAUAUAAUAAUAACAAAAAAAGGGGAUAUUAAAAUAUAUAAUUUUGAAUGUUCAUUUAUCGAAAGUUUUUAUGAUUAUAAAAUGAAAAAAAAUAAAGAACAGAAUAAAAGAUAUAAAAAUUAUUAUGAUAUUUAUAAUAAUAUUUCUUUGAAUGAACAAAUGUUUUUACCAUUUCCUUAUUUUACUACAAUUAAUAAUAUAAAAGAUAAUAACUUAUCCAACUUAUUAUCAUUUAGUAAUAACCAUUUGUAUUAUUAUUAUUGUAUUAAUGAAAAGAAUGAUGAAUAUUAUUACAUGGCACCUGAAGUAUUACGACAAGAAGAAUAUACAAAAAAAAGUGAUAUCUAUUCCUUUGGUGUUAUUAUGUAUGAAGUAAUUUUUGAGAAAGCACCUUUUGAAAAAGACAUUUCUCCUUUGUUUUUUUCAAUACAAACUUGUUAUCAUCCAAGAUAUAUUAACUUGGAUACAGAUCAAUUGAAUUUUUUAUACGGGAACAAUAUAUUCUCUUCUCUUUCUCAUUCUCUUUUUAUGAAUAUUAUAUUUUUAAUUAAGCAAUGUUUACAUCCUUUGCCUACCUGUCGACCCACUGCAAAAUAUUUAAGCCAUCAGUUUGAGCACCUGCUAGAAAUAAUUAACUGUUAUAAAGUAUUAUAA
This is a messenger RNA of Plasmodium reichenowi, 4101 nucleotides long. Its product is annotated as protein kinase, putative. The coding region runs from base 1 to 4101 and encodes 1366 amino acids. Gene Ontology annotation, molecular function: protein kinase activity; ATP binding. The record is from RefSeq and is a predicted model, not a curated record. Lineage: Eukaryota; Apicomplexa; Aconoidasida; Haemosporida; Plasmodiidae. Gene Ontology annotation, biological process: mitotic cell cycle; regulation of cytokinesis; protein phosphorylation. The transcript is spliced from 4 exons. Gene Ontology annotation, cellular component: nucleus; cytoplasm; spindle pole.